Molecule: messenger RNA, 1066 nt
Organism: Theobroma cacao (cacao)
Lineage: Eukaryota; Viridiplantae; Streptophyta; Magnoliopsida; Malvales; Malvaceae
Product: transmembrane protein, putative (Protein of unknown function, DUF538)
Source: RefSeq, a predicted model, not a curated record
CAAAACACAACUCAAACCGUGGCUAGAAUUUCAACUUUCUCAUACAUGUAACCCAACCAAAGUCUGUUCUCCUCCUCAAAAACAGCUAAUCACACCAAACUCAACAAAGACCAACUCUUCCCACACCAAGAACUUCAACCCCUCUUCUUCUUCCCCCAAGUCCUCUCUCACAAUCUAAACCCAUGGCAUCAAACAACUUAAAUUCCAAUCUGGGUCUAGCUCUAAUCUCUAUAUUCUUACUCCUUUCAAACCCUAUAUCUCUCUCAGAGGCUGAGGCUGAGCCUGCCCCUGCCCCACCCACAGUCUGGGAUAUCCUGCCCAAAUACGGCCUCCCAAGUGGCCUCCUACCCAGCACAGUCACCAACUACAGUCUCCAAAACGACGGUAGAUUCAUCGUCGUUUUGGAGAGCCCUUGCUACGUCCAAUUCGAGUACUUAGUCUACUACGAAAAGACCAUCACCGGAAAACUGGGUUAUGGCUCCAUAACUGAUUUGAAAGGCAUUCAGGUGCAACGCUUCUUCUUGUGGUUCGAUGUGGAUGAGAUCAAGGUGGAUUUGCCACCUUCCGAUUCCAUUUAUUUUCAAGUUGGAUUUAUCAACAAGAAGCUCGACGUUGACCAGUUCAAGACCAUUCAUUCUUGCCGUGAUGGGGUUACGGGCUCUUGUGGAUAUUCUUGGAAAUCGGUUCUUCAGCUUCCAAUGCCUACAAAUGACAUUCAGAUGCUAAUUACAGAGUAGCUGCCACGGAGUGCUGUUGCUAUAUGGAAAAUUGAUAGCGUAAGCUUCUAUCUGUUAUUAGUGUAAGGAAAAGGAAACGAAAAAAAAAAAGAAGAAAAGAGAGGGAGUGAGCUAAUUGAUGGUAAUUUCAGACUCAAAAGUGAGGGGUCUGGCGAAGCCUUAUCUAAAUAUGUUAUAAGUACAUUGUAUAUAUAGUGGGCUUGUAUUUUAGUUGCAGUUUAUAAUAUUAAUUACAUCCUCUGUUUGAACUGUACCUUUUAAAGUUUGAGAUGUGAUGAAUAAUGUAUGGUUGUCAUUUGCUAUGUUGCUUAAACGUUUGGCUGUGCUAA